This is a messenger RNA of Kluyveromyces lactis, 1176 nucleotides long. It is a transcript of the gene ARP2, whose product is annotated as actin-related protein 2. Bases 1 to 1176 code for a protein of 391 amino acids. Gene Ontology annotation, molecular function: actin filament binding. Lineage: Eukaryota; Fungi; Ascomycota; Saccharomycetes; Saccharomycetales; Saccharomycetaceae. The record is from RefSeq and is a predicted model, not a curated record. Gene Ontology annotation, cellular component: actin cortical patch; Arp2/3 protein complex. Gene Ontology annotation, biological process: Arp2/3 complex-mediated actin nucleation. The transcript has a single exon.
AUGGACCCACAUACUCCAAUUGUUCUUGAUCAGGGUACUGGUUUCGUGAAAAUUGGCCGUGCUGGUGAGAACUUCCCAGAUUACACCUUCCCAUCCAUCGUAGGUAGACCGAUUCUUAGAGCUGAAGAAAGAGGUCAUGCUUCUACCCCAUUGAAAGAUAUCAUGAUUGGUGAUGAAGCAAGUGAAGUUCGUUCAUAUUUACAGAUUUCGUACCCAAUGGAAAAUGGUAUCAUCAGAAACUGGGCAGAUAUGGAAUUACUAUGGGAUUAUGCUUUCUUUGAGCAGAUGAAAUUGCCAACUACAUCCGGCGGUAAGGUACUACUUACCGAACCACCAAUGAACCCCAUUAAAAACAGAGAACAAAUGUGUGAAGUUAUGUUCGAGAAGUAUGAUUUUGGUGGCACAUACGUUGCAAUUCAAGCCGUUCUAGCUCUAUAUGCUCAAGGUUUGUCGUCGGGUGUCGUUGUUGAUUCCGGUGAUGGUGUUACUCACAUUGUUCCUGUUUAUGAAUCCGUUGUUUUGAAUCAUUUGACAAGAAGGUUAGACGUUGCUGGGAGAGAUGUAACCAGACACUUAAUUGACCUUUUGUCUCGCCGCGGUUAUGCAUUCAACAGAACUGCCGAUUUCGAAACUGUUCGUCAAAUUAAAGAAAAGCUUUGUUAUGUAUCUUAUGAUCUAGACUUGGACACAAAAUUAGCAAGAGAGACGACUACUCUAGUGGAAUCUUAUGAAUUACCCGAUGGGAGAGUCAUCAAGGUUGGACCGGAAAGAUUCGAGGCACCAGAGUGUUUAUUCCAACCAAGUUUAGUUGAUGUCGAACAACCAGGUGUGGGUGAACUUUUAUUCAACACAAUACAAGCAGCAGAUGUGGAUAUCAGAACAUCACUUUAUAAAGCUAUCGUCUUGUCUGGUGGUUCAUCCAUGUACCCAGGUUUACCUUCAAGGUUGGAAAAAGAACUAAAACAACUAUGGUUUACAAGGGUUCUACGCAAUGAUCCCACACGUUUGGAUAAAUUCAAGGUCAGAAUUGAGGACCCACCAAGAAGAAAGCAUAUGGUGUUCAUUGGUGGUGCCGUCUUAGCGAACAUUAUGGCCGAUAAAGACCACAUGUGGUUAUCGAAGCAAGAAUGGCAUGAAAUAGGUCCUGCUGCAAUGUCAAAGUUUGGACCAAGAUAA